UUCCCUCCUCCCUAUUUUAAUGCUAGCUAAGAUGGUGGUUUGAGCGUCAACUUGUCUCUACAAUAUCAGGACCAGAAAGGGGGCAAAACAACCCUGUCGACUUUAUAAUCAAAACCGAACGAUAAACCUAAGAUCAACCUAAGUAUCUAAUCAUAGAAAACAUUGACAUUUCACACAUAUUGGCUCCAGGUCCCCGCCCAACUGAGUUUGACUCCCUUGAAGUGGAACCCUUAGCUACACACAGACAGGCCCUGUGCUGUGGUUCAACACCAACAUCGCCCAUCCUUGCCGUGCCAUAGAAUGUCCCACAGCCCCAAGAUGAAGGAUGACCCCAUGGAGUGUCCCCUGUGUAUGGAGCCGCUGGAGAUCGACGACGUCAACUUCUUCCCCUGCACCUGUGGCUACCAGAUCUGCCGCUUCUGCUGGCACCGCAUCCGCACCGACGAGAACGGCCUCUGUCCCGCCUGCAGAAAGCCGUACCCAGAGGACCCCGCCGUGUACAAGCCCCUCUCACAGGAGGAGAUCCAGAGGAUCAAGAACGAGAAGAAGCAGAAGCAGAGCGAGAAGAAGCAGAAGGUGACCGAGAACCGCAAGCAUCUGGCCAGCGUCCGAGUCGUCCAGAGAAACCUGGUGUUCGUGGUGGGCCUCUCCCAGCGCCUUGCCGACCCUGAGGUUCUUAAAAGGCCCGAGUACUUUGGGAAGUUUGGUAAAAUACACAAAGUGGUCAUCAACAACAGCACAUCUUAUGCGGGUUCACAGGGGCCUAGUGCCAGUGCUUACGUCACGUACAUCCGGUCUGAAGAUGCCUUAAGAGCAAUACAAUGCGUCAACAAUGUGGUUGUGGACGGUAGAACGCUGAAGGCCUCUUUAGGAACCACAAAAUACUGUAGUUACUUCCUUAAAAGUAUGCAGUGUCCCAAACCAGAUUGUAUGUAUUUACAUGAGUUGGGGGAUGAGGCAGCCAGCUUUACUAAAGAAGAGAUGCAGGCGGGAAAGCACCAGGAAUAUGAGCAGAAACUUCUUCAGGACCUCUAUAAAAUGAACCCUAGCUUUCUACAAUCCCCCAUAUGUGCAACAGAGAAGUCCAAAAGUAAAGCAAAUUCCACUCAAAGCAGAGCCAACAAUGGCAAUGGAAAGGAUGGCUGGCCAACACUGUCGGGGCAUAGCAAGCUAGCCAAUGGGCUUUCAGAAGACCGCAAGUCCCCGCCCCUUUUAGACUAUUUAGAUCAGGAGGUUCUUGCGGCAGAUGGGUUAGACACUACAGACGGGCCGGGCCACGGCAGCGCUAUCUCUCCCUUCUCCUCCAACUGCGACAGUAACAGUCCCAGUGAAAAGCCUCCAGAACCAAUGAGUAUAGUGAACGGAGAGACUUUACAACAGAUGGCGUGCAGCGACUCCCCGUCCCCCCCGCCAGGCCUGUCCAAGCCGGGCCUGGUGGUGCCCGUGAGCGUGGCGGACAUGGCCGCCCGCUCGCCCUUCGAGGGCGCGGCCGCCGAGUCCCAGUCGCUCUUCUCCGACAACAGCAACUUCCGCCACCCCAACCCCCUCCCGGCCGGCCUGCCCCCCUUCCCCAGCUCCCCCCGCAGCAGCGCCGACUGGCCCAUGACCCCCGAACCACAGAGCCUCUUUGCCUCAGAUACGAUACCCGUGUCCUCCUCCACGGACUGGCAGGCGGCCUUCGGCUUCGGCUCCUCCUCAAAGCAGCCGCAGGACGACGACCUGGGCUUCGACCCCUUCGACGUCACCCGCAAGGCCCUGGCCGACCUCAUCGAGAAGGAGCUGUCUGUUCAGGACCAGGGCCCCCUCUCCCCGGGGCCCCAGAGCCACGGCCUGCUGCCCCCGCACCUCAACAACCACCACCACCACCACCACCAACACCCCCCCCACCACCACCAACCCUCCCCCUCCGCCUCGGCCUCCCUCCACCACUUCCCCAUGGGCCCGCCGCGCCUCUCCCAGCUCCACCACAGAACCAUCUACAGCUCCUUCAGCUUCCCCGGGAGCCAGGGCAGCCCCGCCGGCCAGCCCCAGCCGUCCUCCAGGCACCCCUGGAUGGCGGGCCUCCCCGCCGCGCGCAAUAACCUCGCACACUUGAACCACUCGGCCAGCACUGCCUCACACAGUAACUUCCUCGACCUCAACCUGCCCCGUCAGCACAGCACAGGACUGGGAGGAAUCCCCAUCUCAGAGAACAGCAGCUCUAUAGACGGACUAAACGUCAAGGAGUGGCAGGACGGCCUGAGAGCACUCCUGCCCAACAUCAACAUCAACUUCGGGGGGCUGCCCAACUCCUCGUCCUCCUCGUCCUCCUCGUCCUCGUCCUCCUCCAACAGUGUUAACCACAUCGGUGGGCCGGCAGGGCCCGCGGGCAUCUCCCACAGCCUCAGCUGGGACGGCACGUCCAGCUGGAUGGACCCUGCCAUCAUCAAAGGUAUCCCUGCCUCGGCAGGGAACGGCUCCGACAGCCUCCCGGACGACAACCCCCCGCACUGGCUCAAGUCCCUGCAGGCGCUCACGGAGAUGGACGGGCCGCCCAGCUCGGCCUCCGCCCAGCCCCUCCGCAGCGGCCUUCUGGACGGCCUCAACCACCACCACCACAACCCCCACCACCCCCACCCCCUCCAACAACACCCCCACCCCCACCACCACCACCACCAGAACCACCUGCCCCUCCACCACAGAGCUGCCGGCGGCUGGGCCCCCUACCUGCCCUCUGCCACGGCCAGCCCAGGCAGCCAGUUCCACUCCCCACCCCCGGGCUUCCAGACGGCCUUCAGACCCGCGGGCCAGCCCAACACAGAGCUGCUACAGAGUGCCGCUGUGGACCGCCACUGAUCACAGACUACAGCAGAUUACCCCCCCCAAACCCAUCCACACACCACCAUAUACGUCCCCCCCCCCCUAACCCCAGCCUCCCCGCCCUCGUGACGCAAUACACACACACACACACACACACACACACACACACACACACACACACACACACACACACACACACACACACACACACACACACACACACACACAGACACAGAGAUGCACCGUAGUGCAUAUUACCGCAGUGAUUUAACAGAAAUAACAACAUGCUCUUUACUUUAAUUUCCUCAUUCCUCCUUGUUUUGUUUGUCCAGCCGUGAGGCCUGUCCGGGCUUCUUUGUUUGUUUUGGGGACGCGUGAGUUACUGAUAUGCUUGUGUCGGCUCCCGCCAGCUCUCUUUACACCCCCAGCUAGUGCUGGGGCGAGGGGGAGUGGGGGCGAGGUGGAAAACUACAGGUUAAUAUCGCUAACCGACUUGAAAGAGCACUAAUAGAAGUUGUAGCAGAGAGAGAGUGAGCGAAAGAGAGAGAGAAAGAGGGCGUGCACCAGCAGGCGGUGACGAGAGAGUGCACGUAAGAGUUGUCUGGUCAAUGAAGAAGCUGAACUAGGCUGCGACCGGAGCUCUAUGAGAGUAAGUAACGACUAAGCAUGAACAAAGAGUAAGUUUUUCCGAAAGUUUUAAAAAAAAGAGUCACGACGACGUGUGAGGAAUGAAGCAAGCUGUGAAAUCUUCUCUUGAAGCUUUGCCCCAAAGACCCUCGCACUGCCUACUGUAACGAGCGACUGUGAAACAUUUCACUGCACCCCCUCCCCCCCCAAACCACUGCCCCUUUGCAGACCUGAUCGUUAUGUUCAGGGCGCGAGUGAGGGAGAGAAAGACAACUAGUUUGCACUUAGCCUUCUCUUAAUUUUCAGCAUUUAUUCUUUAUUUUUUUAAAUGUUCAAAGCAAAGUAGGGGAGGGGCCGGCGAUGCUGCUGAGCGCAGCUCACAAAGUGAACGGGGAGUCAAGGGCCACAGGCUAUGCACAGGCUCCCUGUGUGGCAGGGACCCUCGUGCGAGGGUCCCCCGCCCCCCCUACUGCCUUCCCCGGUCGGAGGGAAGAGACGUGUUAUUGCUGAACCUCUGUAUCAGAGGGUGGAGCGUUGCCCGGCGCUGGGCAGAGCCAGGGCAUCGGAGGAGAGCGUAGAGAUAACGACUGACACCCCGAACACUAGGGCCGGACUAGAGCGCCGGCGGGUGCCACUGUGUGGGGCCCGCCGUACCGAGUCACCGGCCCUUACUACUAGGGAACGGUCACCAGAAGAUACAGGAGGGAGGACUAGACGGAUGAGAAUGUGACGGAUGUACUAGAGACGAUACUAAGGAGGAUAGCAAUAGAGUGAACAUGUAAAUCCCCUCCCUGCCUCCCAUCGUCCCUUUCUUUUGUCCCACCCACAAGUGCUUACACGAGGCCUUACAAAGAACAGAUGAGAGAAAUGUGCUCGUGGGACUGGAAGCUUUGUUUAUAUAUCUAUGUGUAAAUAGAUAUAUGAUGAGCUCCAUGAUUGUGAAAAAAAAUUGAUAUUAUGCACUUAUUGAGGUUGGAAAAUGUGGAAUAAUGUGUGUAACUUUGGUAAAUGUAUGCGACCCAAAGCAAGGUGCUUUACGACAUAAAGUACUGUAGUAGUAUCCCAAGGAGCUCUCGGGCGUGGAGAAACUAACCUCCAACGGGGUAUUAUUUUACUUUCAAAGUCUUAACUGUUCCCCAUAUUUUCUCUUGUCUCUCUCUCUCUCUUACCUGCUGCUCCCCCAGUCUGUUCCCUGUCCUGUCUCCCAUCUAAACAGUAUUCACAAGAUCCACAACCCCAUCCAGGAGAGAACCAACAAACAGUCAUGCUAUGGGAUUUAAGAUAAUGUUGAGGAAAAAUCAAUUUAAGGUAUAUGAAAUUCAAGUGUCCACUGCAGGUCUGGUUAAAGAAAACAAACCUUAAAUAAAUGAGAAAAAAAGCA
This is a messenger RNA of Gadus morhua (Atlantic cod), 4807 nucleotides long. RefSeq names its product CCR4-NOT transcription complex, subunit 4a (gene cnot4a). Bases 301 to 2835 code for a protein of 844 amino acids. Gene Ontology annotation, cellular component: CCR4-NOT complex. The record is from RefSeq and is a predicted model, not a curated record. The transcript has 13 exons. NCBI's taxonomy places the organism in Eukaryota, Metazoa, Chordata, Actinopteri, Gadiformes, Gadidae. Gene Ontology annotation, molecular function: metal ion binding; RNA binding; ubiquitin-protein transferase activity. Gene Ontology annotation, biological process: protein ubiquitination.